This is a messenger RNA of Ipomoea triloba (trilobed morning glory), 1005 nucleotides long. RefSeq lists its product as uncharacterized. The record is from RefSeq and is a predicted model, not a curated record. The transcript is spliced from 4 exons. Gene Ontology annotation, biological process: telomere maintenance; DNA repair. Bases 1 to 1005 code for a protein of 334 amino acids. NCBI's taxonomy places the organism in Eukaryota, Viridiplantae, Streptophyta, Magnoliopsida, Solanales, Convolvulaceae. Gene Ontology annotation, molecular function: DNA helicase activity.
AUGGCAACCAAGGCAAAGAGGUUUUGCAAUAGGUCGUAUUUUCUAUGUACCACCUGGUACGGGAGAAAUUUUCUACUUGAGAUGUUUGUUGAAUCAAGUUCGAGGUCCAACNGAGAAAUUUUCUACUUGAGAUGUUUGUUGAAUCAAGUUCGAGGUCCAACCUGUUUUGCAGAUAUAAGGACCGUUGAUGGAGUAGAGUUCAUGAAUUUUCAAGAUGCAUGUUAUGCUCGAGGCUUAGUUGAUGAUGAUAAAGAAUAUGUAGAUGCAAUUGAAGAAGCAAGUGAAAGGGCAUCAUCAUCUAAUCUAAGGAGAUUAGAUUGUUUGGGAAACAAUUUGGGAGCAUUUGUCAGAGAUGCCGAAUAUUAUAUAAGAAAGACGCUACAAAAACCAGAUUUGGUGCUAAACAAUAGCGACAAACAAAAUUUUGCCUUGAUGGAGAUUGAGAAGAUCUUAACUGCUGUGGGUAAGAGUUUGAGUGACUUUGCUCCUAUGCCAACACCAAAUAUUGACAUGUACUCAGUGGCAACAAAUCGUUUGAUACAAGAGGAAUUGGGAUAUGAUUGUGAUAGUAUGAAGUUUGAGAACCAGUUGCUGGUUAAACAGCUGACUAGAGAGCAAAGGGAGAUAUAUGAUGAGAUUAUUGAUGAUAUCGAGAAGAGCAGUGGAGGGUUGUUCUUUGUUUAUGGUUAUGGUGGAAUUGGAAAGACUUUUUUGUGGAAUGCAUUAUCUUCUGGUUUAAGGUCUAAGGGUGAGAUUGUAUUGAAUGUUGCUUCAAGCGGCAUAGCAUCUCUUUUAUUACCAGGUGGGCGAACUGCGCAUUCGAGAGACGGAGACUUUGAAAUCACCAUUCCAGAUCAGUUUUUACUCAAAAGUAAUGGUGACCCAAUUGCUACAAUUGUUGAAAGUACUUUCCCUAGAUUUCGAAGUAGUCACAAUGAUAUUACAGAUCUACAGCAUAGUGCUAUUUUGGCUCCAACUCUUGAUGUUGUGGAUAACAUCAAUUAA